AUUCGCCUAUUGAUUACUACUCAAUCAACAGUAAGAAAAGAAAAGAAGAUUGAUGUAAUUCUGAGCAGUUUUCUUGAACUAAUCUGAUCAAAGUGAGGAAAAGAGAAUAUGGGGUCUCUAGGAGGUGAAAUUGCAAGGAAGAAGGCAAUGUGGUUAUCUCCAAAGGUUAUUGGUGUCAGUCCUUCUGAAAGAUGGGGGCAUUCUGCUUGCUAUUCCAAUGGUUUAGUCUACAUCUUUGGGGGAUGUUGUGGCGGGAUGCAUUUUAGUGAUGUUCUUGUACUAAAUCUGGAGACAAUGGAUUGGAGCACUCUGGUGACCAAGGGACAGGGUCCGGGACCAAGAGACAGCCACAGUGCUGUAAUAGUUGGGUACAAGAUGAUUGUCUUUGGGGGUACAAAUGGUUCGAAAAAAGUUAAUGAUCUGUAUGUACUAGAUCUCAGGUCUAAAGAGUGGACAUAUCCUGAAUGCAAAGGAACUCCGCCUUCCCCACGUGAAAGCCAUACAGCUACACUUGUUGGUGAUGAAAAAUUGCUGAUAUUUGGGGGAAGUGGAGAGGGGGAAGUGAACUAUUUGAAUGACUUGCAUGUUCUAGAUCUUAAAACUAUGAGGUGGGCUUCCCCAGAGGUAAAGGGAAAUGUUCCUGUCCCUAGGGAUAGUCACAGUGCUGUUGCCAUCAGUAACAGGCUUAUCUUGUAUGGUGGAGACUCUGGUGAUCGAUACCAAGGUGAUGUCGAUGUGCUUGAUAUGGAUACAUUAACUUGGUCAAGGAUGGAUACUCAGGGGUCUUCACCUGGUGCUCGAGCAGGUCAUUCUUCUGUAAAUAUAGAAACAAAGGUGUAUGUGAUUGGCGGGGUAGCGCACAAGCAGUACUACAAUGAUGUCUGGAUUCUUGAUAUAGUUUCCUGCUCAUGGAGUCAACUGGACAUAUGUGGCCAAAAACCACGAGGAAGAUUUUCCCAUACAGCUGUUGUGACCAAUUUGGACACAGUAACAGUUUUUGGAGGUUGUGGUGAGGAUGAGCAUCCGCUCAAUGAGCUACUCAUCCUGCAGCUUGGAGUUGACUAUGCUAAUGGACUGUAUAAGAUGCCGUUCUAUAAAACUUCUGGCAACCAAUGUAAUCAAGAACGUAAGAGGUUUCUCAGAGAAGCAGAGAAUGGUUUGCAGAAAAGAACAGUGCUGAUGGCCACCAGUGAAACUUUGUUCAUAAAGGAUGCCGAAGAAUUGAAACCAUUGCCAAAGAAGUCUUUCUGCAUGGAUACAGAUGCUUUUCAAAUGAAAAAAAGGAGGACAAACAACUUAAAGAUGUAUGGUAUCGCGUCAGAUGCUGAAGAGCAUUCACUUUCACUCUCCCAAAGUUCAUCUCCUUCUCAAUCUGAUCAGGAACAGACUCCUAUCAAGAAAUGCACAGAAGUCAGUCCUCAGGUGCUUCCGAUAUUUAAGCAGUACUGUGCAACUCCAGCGAGUUUGCAGUCAAAUCAUGUUCCUCUGAACCAGCCAAACCCCAGAAUCAUCACCCCACGGACUAGACAAGAGUUGCAUGUUUUUGGAGAGCAUCCAGAUCAGUCGAAACUGCACAAUCUACAAGCUGUUAAUUUUCGUAAACAUGAGUUGCAUUUUUCAGCAGAUGGGCAGAGAUCCCUGGAGCCAGGACAGUUUCAAAACUUGAUUGGAGCUGAAGUUCGUGGCAAUGUUGAUGGUGAAUUUGAUUCUGGUUAUCUGAUGACUGCCACGGUUAAUGGUAGGACUUUCAGAGGCGUCCUGUUUGCCCCGGGACCUUAUCUUGUGCCAAGAGGGGUAAAUCUUGGUCAGAGGCCUUCAUCACUCAGAAACCAAGUAAAUUCUAGUGCAAGUCAUUCAAGUCUUGGUGCAUUAAGGCAAUCUCAGCAGCCGACAAAGCAAUAUGCUCCAGAAUUUCAACUAGCCGAAGUUAGAAGGCCAAUUUCAGCCGUUAGAUCGCAUCCAUCCUCCAAUACAGAGCCAAACCUCAAGAGUGAACUUCAUGGGGUUGUUCUAUCACUGGGAGGUCCAGGAAGUGGCAAUGGCAAAUUGUAGAUUCACUGUAAGGGAGGAGAGUGGGGAAAUGGUGCUGACAGGAAUGACGGAAUUUUUCUUGCCAAUUUCCGCUCGCGUCUGAUGUCUUUGUACGUUCAAAGUAGUUUAUCUGCAACCCUUUUCUCUUUCUUGUUUAUAGGUUCUGAGAGCUGUGUAGGUGGUUAGUUUUUCACCUAGUUAGACUUAGAGCUAGUCUUUCAUCAUCUGUGCUUUUGUUCAUCGCAUCAGAAACUCCUUGUUUUGAGAAGACAUGGCUCAGUCUAACUAUUAUAGUUUUAUGUUCCUUCGUUUGGGAAGACA
This is a messenger RNA of Coffea eugenioides, 2352 nucleotides long. RefSeq lists its product as uncharacterized. Lineage: Eukaryota; Viridiplantae; Streptophyta; Magnoliopsida; Gentianales; Rubiaceae. Gene Ontology annotation, molecular function: protein binding. The transcript has 10 exons. The coding region runs from base 109 to 2052 and encodes 647 amino acids. The record is from RefSeq and is a predicted model, not a curated record.